AGUGCCUACUUUUGGAGAGGAAAGUCACGCGACCACUGUCUGACUCUGAAAGUAAACUAACCAGUUAGUCGUUUGAAGAGGAGAGCCAGUAGACUCGUCAGAUGAGCUCGGUUUGUAGGACGAUACGCGCGUGUGUGGACAGUGUAAUUCAUAUCUCUGCGUGACUGACGUGUGUGUGAGUGCGCGCGCUCGUUUAUACGCGCAGACCGAUGGCGUCGCCGCCGCCGCGCGCUCUUUUCGUCGCUCUCCGAUCACCUUUCACGAUCUCACUCUUUAUGGACGGAAGUGAUCGCAUAUGAUUGCAGGACAUUUUCGGAUUUGGGUCUCUUUUUAGUCCAAGUGCUGUCUGGAACUGUUCUCCUGUUUAAACCGCGACAGAUAACAAGUUUGUGGGAUACAGGUGCGAUUUUACUGUAACUCCAGCGGAUGAUCACGAGCACAGAUCCGGACUGUCGGAUUAAAGUAGAUCACAUCAGAUCUAGAGCAAGAUGAAGUCUGCUGGAGCUGGCGAUGAAGUACUCUUCACUGAGAGCUACUGUAACAUCUGCAACGCUCAGCUGAUAUCCGAAUCCCAACGUGUGGCACACUAUGAGAGCAAGAAACAUGCCAACAAAGUGCGUCUGUUCUACAUGCUUCACCCAGAAGAUGGAGGUCCACCAUCCAAAAGACUAAGACCAGACAAUCCGGACAGUGCGGAGAAUGAGGUCGACAGAAACAAAUGCUGUACGCUCUGUAACAUGUUCUUCACAUCUGCCAUUGUGGCUCAGUCGCACUAUCAGGGCAAGACACACGCCAAGAGAGUUCGCUUGGUGCUGGGGGAGUCGCCAACGUUACCAACACCCACAGAUUCAGCCCCUCCCACCCCUCAGGCCACAGACCCGCCCCCUCCCUCGUGGCCUCCGCUGGCCAAUCACGGUGAAGCGGGGAAGUACUGUUGUUUGUGUGGCGCCUGGUUCAACAACCCGCUGAUGGCGCAGCAACACUAUGAAGGAAAGAAGCACAAGAGAAAUGCGGCACGGACACGGUUACUGGAGCAGCUGGCUGGCAGCCUGGAUGGCAAUGAAAGCACAGGUCUGCGUCGGAGUUACUCGUGCAGCGUUUGUAAAGUGAUCCUCAACUCCAUCGAGCAGUAUCACGCACAUCUCCAGGGUUCAAAACACCAAAACAAUUUGAAACAACAUCAACAAUGAAGAUCAAGAAACACUUCAGCUGAAACCGAGACCAUUGUAAGAGUUUAAAGAGCAGAUUGCAGGACCAUCCAUCUAUGAUAUCUGAGGUUCCCCAGCUCUCAAGUGUUUUAUAUUUUUAUUCACUUUCAACCACUGAAACAUUGAUAUAUUUUGGGAGUAUCUUUCCCCAAACUCUGAUCAAAAGGACAUUUGUGUUGAUCUCUGAAAAAAUGACCAAUUUCAUCGAUCUCCAUCACGUUACAUUAGUACACCGGCCUGAAUCUACAUGAGAUGUUCCAGCUACUUUUAUGUUUGCCUUUCAGACUCUCGUAUGCAGUGGCCUGUCGUCGAACGGGUCAUCGCUGCUUUGGUUAUUCACUUUGGCAUGCCGAUGACAGACUUGUGAAUUCUGCCAUUAAGGACUCAAUACUGCUGCCUUUGUGUGACUUUUGUUUUUUUGACACAUUUUCUGGAUGGUUUUUAUCCAGACUCAACUCUCUUCCUGUUUAUUCACACAUCUAUCAGUGUCAUUUCGACUGAACAUUUCUGCAGUCUGAUGCUGCUUAAUCGUUGAUGUCAAAUGGAUUAUACAGUACUUCAUUUAAAGAAGUACAGAUGCAAUGCGUUGGCAUUUAUCGCCACGACUCAUUCGUUGAUAAUUCAACAUGUGUGAUUCAGGCACUGAGCUUUAUCCUAAUCUAUGCCAAAAUGACUGCCUGUAACACUGGGGCUCAGUGCCCGCUGUUUUGAAGUAUGAAUGCCUUUUGUGUUUGCUUUCUUCUGAAUUGGCAUAGAAAUAAAAAAUGCAGCAUUUUUGGUGUAUAUGUUGUGAUAUUAGAUUAUAUUGUAGCUACUAAACUGAUAAAGACCUGGGGCCUCAUUUAUAAAAAUGUACCAUAAUGUCUUAUUUUUUUUUAAAUCAUCUUACAAAAUGGCCACAAGAUCCUUGUAUGGUGGGACAAUAAUCAGCAAAAAAAAAGAAAGUCCCGGGUUUAAGUCUCGGCUGGGUCGGUACGUCUUUCUGUGGAGUUUGCAUGUUUUCCCUGUGUCAGCGUAGGUUUAGUUCGGGUACUCCGGUGUCCUCCCACAGUCCAAAGAUAUGCAGGUUAGGUAAAUUGGAGAUGCCAAACUUGUGUAUAGAUUAACUUGUGUGUAGAUUAACCGGUUCUCGUCAUGAAUAUAGCCAUAGAUGCUGGAAUGGCAUUAAUAAAAAAUAAAUUCAUUGUGACAGUGUGCUGGUAUGAAAAAAGUGCGUAUGCAUGCUUUUAAAUUUAGACUUUAAGUGGAUGCAUUACAUUUUUAAGUCGAUUUUUGCCUUUUGUAAAUCCCUUUACAAAUGUUUUGCACUUUGAUCAUAAAAUUCAUGAUGUUUAUGAUCAAAUGUGAUUGUACUCAUUUAUCAAGACAUGCAGUAAAUCUUUCAAACAAAUCUCGCAAGUGAUACUUUUUUCUUUUUUUAAGUCUUCCGAAGCCAUAAGAUAGAUAGAUGAACAAAAUUUAAGUCAUUUAAAACUUCCAAAAAAUAUAAAAAAAAUCUUGCCCUCCAUCUUAAAAUUUAUAUCUGAUACAUUUUAUAAGUGAGGCCCUGUUCUGAAGUUAUGUCAUAAUAGUGACAUUUAUGCAAAACAGAGUAUCAUGGUAGCAACUGAGCCAAGUCUUUUAUCAUGGCAAGGUUGAAUAAUGCACAAAACCUUAAUUUUGUUGUAAAUAAUUGAAUAUCAUUGUUAGUAAACUGCUCGUCCAGGAUUAUUAUUGUGGAGUAUUUACUUGAAGAUUCUUGUGUGCUGCUUUUUGAACAAUAAGUUGGCUUUUAAAAACAUCUGUUGAUAAAACCAUCACGUCACCCCAAUGAUGUCACUGUUGUAUAAUGAUGUUGUUUAUAUUAAGAUGAUUGGAUGGCUGAUAUUUGUAGGUGAUGCUAUAAUAGAAACAAACAGCUUGGAUGUCUUUCGGCUAUAAGGACUCAGGAUUAUGGGGUUUUUUUCUUGUGGUUGUGUGGUUUCUACAUCAAGGCAAUGGACAUUACUAGGGAUGCACGGAUACAAAAUGUCUGUGCCGAUACAUUUAUUUAGACAUCUACCGAUACCAAUAGUUUUGCUUUUAACUCCUUCUGUCAAAUUAUUAUGUCAUAAAAAUCCUAAAAUUCAAAAUAAUCACACCGCAUGAGUUUUCCAGCCCUUUUGAUCAUUCGCUGUUUUUAAACGAUCGUCCGAUGUCCAAUAAAGGGUAAAUAAUGCUUUUAUCUGCCGUUAUCGAUUAUAGACCGAUAUAUCGAUGCAUCCCUACACACAAGUGCGAUUCAUAUGAAAAGUUUUUGUAGUGAUGCAGAUAUUUAACUCAGGCUGUUUAGAUGUGUCUGUUUGUAUCAGUUUUUGUUUUAACUCAGCCUUUAGCUUUUUACUGACCAUGUAAAGUUAAAUGUCAGUCUUGCUGUUCAUUUAAUGGAAUGCAAUUUCAACUGCAAAUGGAUUAUGAAUAUUUUAUGGUUAUGUAUGAUGUGGGCAAAAAUAAUAUAUUUAUUAUAAAAAAUAUCUAUUAAAUACAACAUAUAAAAACAUAUGUAUGUACAUCAAACAAUUUUUGUGAAUUUUAUGUGAAAUGGUGAAUUUUAAAGUCUGUAUUGUGCACAUUUGUAAAUACACUUGAUUAUAACUAUUUUCACUUUUAAACUUUA
Messenger RNA from Misgurnus anguillicaudatus (oriental weatherfish), 3843 nucleotides. RefSeq names its product zinc finger matrin-type protein 4. Gene Ontology annotation, molecular function: zinc ion binding; nucleic acid binding. NCBI's taxonomy places the organism in Eukaryota, Metazoa, Chordata, Actinopteri, Cypriniformes, Cobitidae. The record is from RefSeq and is a predicted model, not a curated record.